CAGAAAAAAAUGUCAACUAUGUAACUCUUUGCUUCGUUCCAUUUUCCACUAGUUUAUGUUUCUUCAAUCUUGAUUCCCUCAAACAAUGAGUUUUUUUAUUCCGUUAUUGUCGAAAUCCAUGUCAUCCACUUUCUCUCUCUACUCUCUCUCUACAUUUGUUUAUAGAGAGUAGAGAGAGAGAGAGAGUUAUGCCCUUCACCACUUCCCCCAAAUGGCCGCCGACGACGACGAUAACCCCAAACCCGAAUCCAAUUGCAUCACCCAAUCGGAGCUCCGCUCCGAAUUCUCCCACCACGACCCGACAAUCGCCCGGAUCAACAACGGCAGCUUCGGCUGCUGCCCCGCCACCAUCAUCGCCGCCCAGCAGCGCCACCACCUCCUCCUCCUCCGCCAGCCCGACUACUACCACGCCAAGCUCCUCAAACCCUCAAUCCUCCACUCCCGCCGCCUCAUCCAAACCCUAAUCAACGCCGACCACGUCGACGAGAUCUCCAUCGUCGACAACGCCACCACCGCCGCCGUCGUCCUCCAGCACACCACCAGCUCCUUCUCCCUCUCCUCCAACUUCCGCCCCGGCGACGCCGCCCUCAUCCUCCACUACGCCUACGGCGCCGUCAAAAAAUCCGUCCAGGCCUACAUCACCCGCGCCGGCGGCCACGUCAUCGAGGUCCACCUCCCCUUCCCGGUCAAAUCCGCCUCCGAGAUCGUCCUCGAAUUCCGCAAAGCCCUCCGUACCGGCAAAUCGAACGGCCGGAAAAUCCGGCUCGCCGUAAUCGACCACAUCACCUCAAUGCCCUGCGUAAUAAUCCCCGUCAAGGAACUCGUCCAAAUCUGCCGGAACGAAGGCGUAGACACGAUAUUCAUCGACGGGGUCCACGCAAUCGGAAACCUCCCGAUCGAUGUGAAAUCCAUCGGCGCGGACUUCUACACGAGCAACCUCCACAAGUGGCUGUUCUGCCCACCGUCCGCCGCUUUCUUGUACUCCAAGCAAACAUCCGACGAACUAAUGGACACAGCCACCGCCUGGAUGGGCACACGAGACUACAGCGCGCAGCUCGUCCUGCCCGAUGUGAUCGAAUUCGUAAACAGAUUCGACGGGGGCAUUUCGGGAAUAAUGAAACGAAACCACGAUAAGGCUGCUUAA
This is a messenger RNA of Erythranthe guttata (spotted monkey flower), 1144 nucleotides long. RefSeq names its product putative L-cysteine desulfhydrase, chloroplastic. NCBI's taxonomy places the organism in Eukaryota, Viridiplantae, Streptophyta, Magnoliopsida, Lamiales, Phrymaceae. The record is from RefSeq and is a predicted model, not a curated record.